UUUGUGAAUUGCUAACAUAACAUUUAAUAGUCAAUUUAAUUUUAAUAAAAACUACGUUUUAGUUAAUAAUAAAUUUAAUGUGUUCAUAAUCAGUGUAAUUAUAAUACAUUAAAAUAAUGUCGACUUACAAUCCAAAAUUAAGUGCUGUUUUACCCGAUAUUGAGAAUUUACUACAACUGAAUCCUCGAGUUUCGGACAAGGCUACUGUUCGUCCUACAGCUGAGACUAAAAUUAUAAAAAAACAUUGGAAGAGGAAUAUUCCCAAAACUUGUGCAAAAUGUCCAAGUGUGUAUGAAAAUGAUUUUUCCGAUGUAAAACCAACAACUCUUAGUGAAAGAGGAGCUUUAAGAGAAGCUGCUCGAUGUUUGAAAUGUGCAGAUGCUCCAUGCCAAAAAUCAUGCCCUACUCAAUUGGAUAUCAAAUCGUUCAUAACGAGCAUAGCUAAUAGGAAUUAUUAUGGAGCGGCCAAAAAAAUUUUCUCUGAUAAUCCUUUGGGAAUAACUUGUGGAAUGGUGUGCCCAACGAGUGAUCUUUGUGUUGGGGGAUGUAACCUACAAGCUUCAGAAGAAGGCCCAAUCAACAUCGGUGGAUUACAACAAUUUGCUACAGAAAUAUUUUCAAAAAUGGGAAUCAGACAAAUAAGACAACCAAAUUUGAAACCGUUAAAGAAUGCCGACGCUAAAAUUGAUUUAUUUGGUUGUGGACCCGCUUCGUUGUCAUGUGCUACAUUUUUGGGGCGUUUAGGGUACAAUAACAUCACGAUUCAUGAAAAACGACCAUACCUUGGAGGUUUAAGCGCAUCAGAAAUUCCUCAAUACCGUUUACCGAUAUCUGUUGUAAAUUUUGAAAUUAGCUUAGUACAAGAUUUAGGCGUAACCAUCAAAACUAAUUAUGCAUUGUCAGCCAAAAACGGAAAUACAAUACAAAAGCACUUAAAUGAUGGCGCUAAAGCCAUUUUUAUUGGUAUUGGUUUACCAGAACCUACAACACAAAAAGUUUUUGAAGGAUUAACUCCAGAAAUGGGGUAUUACACCAGUAAAAGUUUCUUACCAACUGUAUCAGAAGCUAGUAAACCUAGUUUAUGCCUUUGCAAACAAUCACAACCAACUUUACCAAAAUUAAAUGGUACUGUGAUAGUUUUGGGUGCAGGAGAUACAGCAUUUGAUUGUGCAACUUCCGCCUUACGAUGUGGUGCUAGAAAAGUAUUUGUUGUAUUUCGAAGAGGAUUCACAAAUAUACGAGCAGUACCUGAAGAAGUUGAAGUAGCCAUUGAAGAGAAAUGUGAAUUAGUCGGAUUUUUGACUCCAAUAAAAGUAAAUACGAAUGAGUCUGGUCAAAUUUGUAGCGUAACUUUUGGAAGAACUGAACAAAAAGAGGAUGGCACAUGGAUUACAGACACAGAACAACUCUCAACAUUAAAAACAAACUUUGUAAUUUCUGCUUUUGGUUCUUCCUUAAAUGAUAAAGAUGUAAUCGACGCAUUUAAACCGUUGGAACUUACCGAAUAUAAUUUACCCAAAAUCGAUGUUUUAAACAUGCGUACUUCACAUGAUGCUGUAUUUUGUGGAGGUGAUCUUUCUGGAAUUACACAAACUACCGUUGAAUCUGUAAAUGAUGGUAAAACUGCAGCGUGGAAUAUUCAUUGUUAUUUAGAAAAUUUGCCAAAAGACACUCCACCCGCUUUACCAGGGUUUUAUACUGAGAUUGACGAAGUUGAUUUAUCAGUAGAUAUUUGUGGCAUACAUUUUGAAAAUCCAUUUGGUUUAGCAUCAGCACCUCCAACAACAAGCUCAGCAAUGAUACGACGUGCAUUUGAACAAGGAUGGGGUUUUGUUGUCACGAAAACUUUUGGUUUGGAUAAGGAUUUAGUAACAAAUGUUUCACCUAGGAUAGUACGUGGACAAACUGCUGGCCAUGUUUAUGGACCGCAACAAUCAUCAUUUUUGAAUAUAGAAUUAAUCUCUGAAAAAUGUGCAAAAUAUUGGUGUGAAAGUAUAAAAGAAUUAAAACAAGAUUUUCCAACCAAAGUAAUAAUCGCCAGUGUCAUGUGCUGUUUCGAUAAAGAUGAUUGGGUUAAAAUAACAAAAAUGGCCGAAGCAGCGGGUGCUGAUGCACUUGAGUUAAAUUUAUCUUGCCCUCAUGGUAUGGGUGAAAAAGGAAUGGGUUUAGCGGUAGGGCAAAAAGAAGAAUUAGUAAAAGAAGUUUCAAUAUGGGUUAGGGAAGCUGUAAAAAUACCAUUUUUCGUAAAAUUAACACCGAAUAUAACUGAUGUAGUGUCUAUAGCCAGAGCAGCUUACGAAGGCAAUGCUUCCGGAGUAUCAACGAUUAAUACAAUUAGUGGAUUGAAUCUAAUAAAGGGUGAUGGAAAACCCUGGCCGGGUGUGGGUCAUGAUAAACGGACAACUUAUGGUGGUUUAAGUGGUAAUGCCACACGCCCAGUUGGUUUACGAAAUGUUUCUGCUAUAGCAAAUACAUUCCCUGGAUUUCCAAUUCUGGGUAUCGGCGGUAUUGAUUCGGCAGACGUUGGUAUGCAAUUUAUAAUGUGUGGUGCAAGUGCUGUUCAAAUUUGUAGCGCUGUUCAAAAUCAAGAUUUCACAUUAAUUGAAGAUUAUUGUACAGGAUUAAAAGCAUUAUUAUAUUUACAGAAUCGACUAGAUGGAUGGGAUGGACAAUCUCCCCCUACGAUAAAACAUCAAUUAGGCAAACCGGUAGAAAGAAUUAAAGGUGAAAAUGGAAAGGCUUUACCUCAUUUUGGACCUUACAAAACUAUUCGCGACGAAUUAAUCGCUAAGAAAAAUAAAGAAAAGAAAUUAUUGGAACAAAAUAAAGAUCAAAAUGGACUAACAACUAAUGGUACAAGAAAUUUAAAGGUACCAAAAAUUUCAGAUAUGAUUGGAAAAUCUUUACCACUUAUUGGUGCAUAUCAAAAGUUAAACAACAAGGAACAAGUUGUAGCAUUAAUUGAUGAUGAUAUGUGCAUUAACUGUGGAAAAUGUUAUAUGGCAUGUAAUGAUUCUGGUUAUCAAGCUAUUACGUUCGAUAAAGACACUCAUAUUCCCCAUGUGACUGACGAUUGUACAGGAUGUACAAUGUGUGUUUCAGUUUGUCCAAUUAUUGAUUGUAUAACAAUGGUGCCAAAAUCAAUACCGCAUGUACUAAAACGCGGGCUGCCUGUUUCUGACAUCCACCCAGUGCAUCCACUUAAAAGUCAAUAAUAGGUGAAUUAAUAAAAUUGUAUAAAUUUAACAAAACUGCAUUAUUAUAAAGAUCGCAAAAAAUAUUUUAAAUAAAAUUCAAUAA
Chrysoperla carnea is the source of this 3300-nucleotide messenger RNA. It is a transcript of the gene su(r), whose product is annotated as dihydropyrimidine dehydrogenase [NADP(+)]. Gene Ontology annotation, biological process: thymine catabolic process; uracil catabolic process. Bases 117 to 3215 code for a protein of 1032 amino acids. The transcript is spliced from 10 exons. Gene Ontology annotation, cellular component: cytosol; cytoplasm. Lineage: Eukaryota; Metazoa; Arthropoda; Insecta; Neuroptera; Chrysopidae. The record is from RefSeq and is a predicted model, not a curated record. Gene Ontology annotation, molecular function: iron-sulfur cluster binding; uracil binding; dihydropyrimidine dehydrogenase (NADP+) activity.